Messenger RNA from Cicer arietinum (chickpea), 2932 nucleotides. Its product is annotated as putative leucine-rich repeat receptor-like protein kinase At2g19210. Gene Ontology annotation, molecular function: protein binding; protein kinase activity; ATP binding. Gene Ontology annotation, biological process: protein phosphorylation. Lineage: Eukaryota; Viridiplantae; Streptophyta; Magnoliopsida; Fabales; Fabaceae. The record is from RefSeq and is a predicted model, not a curated record.
CCCAUAUGAAGAUUAAAAUGAAUAUCAUAAUUGAAUGUUAAAACUGAAUCAUAUAUUGUAAAUGGCUUGUUAUGUCUAGUUGAGUUCAUCAAUGCUUAAACAUCAGAUUGAGUAUGUAACAAGUUUUCAAUUUCACAUAUGGCAAGAUACUUUCUACUUAUAGUGUUUCUACUAUAUUUGACUCUUCCUUUCAUUGUUCAUGCUCAGAACAACCAAUCAGGCUUUAUUAGUAUUGAUUGUGGAUUUGUGGAUGAACCAAGCUACAUAGAUGAAACUACUUCCAUAUAUUACACUUGGGAUUUCAACUUCACUGACACUGGUGUAAGCCAAAGCAUAUCAUCAAAACACAAAACUUCCCUUGAAAGACAAUUUUGGAAUGUUAGAAGCUUCCAAGAAGGAACAAGGAACUGUUACACACUUUAUGUUUCACAAGGAAGUAACAAGAAAUAUUUAGUGAGGGCUAGGUUUGUGUAUGGUAAUUAUGAUGGAAAAGACUCUCUUCCUGAGUUUGAUAUUUAUCUUGGAGCCAAAUGGUGGGAAUCUGUGGUGUUUGAUGAUUCAUUCAGUGUAAUAACCAAAGAAAUUAUUUAUGCUUCUUCCUCAGAUUAUGUUCAUGUUUGUUUGUUGAAUACUGGCAAGGGUACACCUUUUAUAUCAGUUUUAGAGGUUAGACUUCUUAACAGUGAUGCCUAUCUUGUUAACUCUCUUGAGCUUUUGGCAAGGUUUGAUGUAGGCUCACAAGGUGAUCAAAUAAUCAGAUAUCCAGAUGAUAUUUAUGACAGAACAUGGACACCAUAUAACUCAAUUGACUGGAAAAAGAUAGAUACUUCACUCACCAUAGAUCAAGGAGCACCUUCAUACAAUUUUUUACCACUACCACCCUCUACUGUCAUGAGAACAACAUCAAUUCCAUCAAAUGCCAAUGACAACAUUGAAUUUUACUUCCUUCCAAAGUAUAAUGCCUCAAGAUAUUAUGUGUACUUGUACUUUGCUGAAAUCAUGAAGCUCAAGGAAAAUCAAAUUAGAGAGUUCAACAUUUUUGUAAAUGGGGAGCUUUUAAAUAGUGUUCCUAUCAAUCCUUUGUACCUGCAGAGUUUGUAUUAUUUAUCACUUAUAAGUGAAAAUAAGUUGGAAAUUUGGUUGAAUAAGACUAGUAGAUCAACACUUCCACCACUCUUCAAUGCCAUUGAGAUAUACAUGACGAAGGACUUCUUACAACCAGAAACAUAUCAAACAGAUGUUGAUGGUAUCCUAAAUGUGAAGUCAAUUUAUGGUAUCAAGAGGAACUGGCAAGGAGAUCCUUGUACUCCAGUGUCUUACUUGUGGGAUGGUUUAAACUGCAGCUAUGUUGGAUCUGAUUCACCGAGGAUUAUAUACUUGAACUUAACUUCCAGUGGUUUAAUUGGAAAUAUAGCUCAUGGCAUAUCCAAUCUAAAGUCAAUAGAAUAUUUGGAUUUGUCAAAUAACAAUUUGACUGGGGCUGUGCCUGAUUUCUUAUUUCAGCUCCAAUUCUUGAGAGUUCUAAACCUGGAAGGAAAUCAGCUAUCAGGAGCAAUUCCAAUACAACUCCUUGUACAUUCAGAAAAUAGUAUGCUCAAAUCUAAUUUUGGUGGAAAUCCAAAUCUUUGCUCCUCAGGUUCAUGCAACAAGAGGAAUGCAAAUAAGAUUGUAGUUCCAUUAGUAUCAUCACUUGGUGGAGCUUUCAUGAUACUAGCAAUAGCAAUGGUUUCUUUUCACGUAUACUAUAAGAGACACCGAGUUUCACAUCAAGUGAGCAAGGUGAGUGGUUAUUCAAGAAUAAAGCAGGAACUAGAGACAAAGAAACAAGAAUUCAGCUAUGAAGAAGUAGUAAGUAUUACAAGAAACUUUGAAAAGGUUUUGGGGAAAGGAGCAUCUGGAACAGUAUACUAUGGAUGGAUUGAUCAUGAUACUGAGGUAGCUGUCAAAGUACUAUCUCCAUCAUCAGCUCAAGGAUAUCUUCAAUUUCAAGCAGAGGCCAAACUUUUUGCUAUAGUUCGUCAUAAAUACUUGACUGGUCUUAUAGGGUAUUGUGAUGAUGGCACCAACAUGGCUCUCAUUUAUGAAUAUAUGGCUAAUGGAGACUUAUCUAAGCAUUUAUCAGAUAAAAAUGAAAAUAUAUUGAGUUGGAAUCAAAGACUUCAAAUUGCAGUAGAUGCUGCUGAAGGAUUGGAGUAUCUGCAUCAUGGAUGCAAUCCACCAAUUGUUCACAGAGAUAUUAAAUCAAAAAACAUCUUAUUGAAUGAAAAAAUGCAGGCAAAACUAGCUGAUUUUGGGUUAUCAAAGAUCUUUCCUAAUGAAGGUGACACUCAUGUCUCCACAGUUGUUGCUGGCACGCCAGGAUACCUCGAUCCCGAGUACAAUAGAUUAGGCAAGUUGAAAGAAAAAAGUGAUGUUUUCAGUUUUGGGGUAGUUUUGCUUGAGAUAAUUACAGGACAACCUGCAAUAACCAAAACUGAAGAAAAAAUUCAUAUUAUUCAAUUGGUUGGUUCAAUGUUGCUUGGAAAAGAGUUAAAAGAUAUUGUGGAUCCCACAUUAGAGGGAGAUUUUGAUAUUUACUCUGCAAAGAAAGUUUUGGAUAUUGCAAUGGCUUGUGUAGCACCAACUUCCAUUAAUAGGCCAACCAUGAGCCAUGUAGUUAUAGAACUAAAACAAUGUUUGCAAAACAUGACUCAUCCCUCUCAAUCUAAUUACAAUCAUGAGAGUCUAGCUAGCAACUUAAGUUGUGUUUCCUUUGAUAGAAUCAGUGGUGAGAGCUCUCUAGAGAGGUAGUAAUUUAAUUAAAUUUCGGAUGAUUAAUGUAUAUAUGUAUUUUUUUUAAUUAUAUAAUUUCUUGAUUUAUUCUAGUUAGGAUGAAAAUUUGUCAAGUGUAUCAAAUUAUAUCUCGAAACAAUAACAUCGAUCUCUAUAGAAA